AUGCACAAUGUCAACGUCGCAGCGGUACCCUACUCCCCUCCCAAGUCCACUCGUGACUCUGCUGCCAGCCAUCACUCGUCUCCCGGAAGCACACGUACAAGUCGGCCUUCGUCGCAACAGCGUAGAUCUGAGCAGUCGAAUGGCAUCCCACAAAUCGUCACCCCUCCUCGCCGUUCAUCCUCCCGCCCUUCUUCCUCAUACAAUGACGACGCCUCAACUCCCCGUACGCAUGCUAGUCCACGGACAUCAUCACCUCGGCCAACCUCACAAGCACUCUUGACGCCAGAGACAACCCCUCUGACUCCUCCAAAACCUUCAGCAUCACCCAAGUCCCGUUCCAAGUCACCUGUAAGCUCUCCAGAAAGUCAUCGUUCUUUUGCUCCAUCGGAGGGGGAAGAUGCAGAGUCAUUCCACGUUCGGAGUACAUAUGCACAAUUGGAUAUGACGGGUGUGAAAGGCGAUGGGUAUGAGGAGGGCGUAGAGAGGACACGGGCGAGGAUAGGAAUGAGUAGGACGAGUGAGCUCAGAGCAGAAGCUGCCCUGGCAGACGAGAAUGAGAAAGCACGAGAGUUAACUCCCAAGGAAGUCGAGACCCUUGCAAGUCUGGACCGUUAUGGCUUCUUCUCCAUACCUUCACACGACCGUCUGAUUCUCUUACCUGCCUCACCACUACAGAAACCAUUCACCCGCCUAUCGUCCGUUUCCACGGGUGGACCUGCACAGGCCGCCUCCCUCACGUCCGUCCCACCACCUCGCACUCCUGCGAAAGAACUCUCGCGGAUAGCCAAAUGGAACCGGAUGCUCGAGCCGCUGAAACGCGACGUCGGUGCAAACGUGGAGCUCUGGACAGUGCGGCACAACAAGGAGCACAAACUGCGCGAGCGCACCUACAAGGGCGUCCCCGAUCGUUGGAGGGCAGCGGCAUGGGAGCUCUUCACCGCGAGGUACUCGAAGACCGGUAAGCGGGAGAUGGAGAAGUGGGCAGAGGAGUAUCGGGAGAACUUGGACAAAGCUUCGAGUUACGACGUGCAGAUCGACCUGGAUGUGCCGCGGACGAUUAGCGGACAUAUCAUGUUCCGUACGCGGUAUGGUUCGGGUCAACGAUCACUAUUUCACGUGCUUCAUUCCUUUUCGCUUCGAUGCGAGGAUUGCGGGUAUUGCCAAGGAAUGGGUCCCAUAGCAGCGACUCUCCUGUGUUAUUUCGAUCCGGAGCGAGCGUACUCGUGCCUCGUGCGGCUACACGACGCCUAUGCGAUGCACGCAAUCUUCCAGCCAGGUUUCCCUGGAUUGUUAGAAGCCAUCUAUGUGCAGGAGCGUAUCAUGCAGCAGAUGAUGCCGGGCGUGUAUGAGGCGUUCAAGAAGCAUAUGAUCUCCACGACGAGUUAUGCUACGAAGUGGUACAUCACCUUGUUCGCAAACUCUGUUCCGUUCCAGACGCAGCUUCGGUUGUGGGACGUCUUCUUGCUUGAGGGAUAUGAUAUCUUCGUUGUCGUCGCUAUCUCAAUAGUCUGGGUUUAUAGAGAUCACAUCACGUCGAGCUCGGCCAGUUUCGAGACUGUGUUAUCACUGUUGUCGUCGUUCUUUGUUCCGGAGGACGACGAUGCCCUUCUCUCCUGGAUAGGCAAGGUCCUGGACGACAAGAAGCUCCGGGCCAACAUGCAACAGUGGCGUCAGGAGUGGAAGCAGCUUGUCGCCACCGGCCAGGACAGUACCGCUCUGUUAUAG
Molecule: messenger RNA, 1725 nt
Organism: Gloeophyllum trabeum ATCC 11539
Lineage: Eukaryota; Fungi; Basidiomycota; Agaricomycetes; Gloeophyllales; Gloeophyllaceae
Product: RabGAP/TBC
Exons: 4
Coding region: 1-1725 (574 amino acids)
Source: RefSeq, a predicted model, not a curated record